AUGAAAUUUAUUAUUUUAAUUAUUGCAAUUUUGUCAAUUGCUUCUAGCAUCAGUGCCCAAACCAAUGUCCAAUUCAUUUCAUCAACAACAACCUUCAAUGUUACCGGAACUUUCGAAGAAUUAACCUCUGCACCAACUCAAUUCCGUUUCUCAAAGUACAACAAUGCAAUUCAACUUCAAACCAACCAAAUGGUUUUCAAGAACAAUUUGGAAACUCCAGUUGCAACAGUCUCAUUUAUCUCUGCUCUUUCUCUUCCAUUGACUUCCGCUAUCAGACCAAACAAGGUUGCUUAUGGAAAUGGUCUUAUUCAACUUUAUCGUCCAUCAACUGGUGUUCAUGACUAUUUUGCUGCUUUGAGUAUGAUUAACAGUCUCAAUGAUUUCACAGUUUCUUUAGCCGAUGCUUCUUUAAUCAGUGUUGUUAUCCAACCAGGAGAAUCUUUGAUUGUUAAAGAGUUGAGCAUGACCUGGGUUCAAUAA
Molecule: messenger RNA, 480 nt
Organism: Heterostelium album PN500
Lineage: Eukaryota; Evosea; Eumycetozoa; Acytosteliales; Acytosteliaceae
Exons: 2
Coding region: 1-480 (159 amino acids)
Source: RefSeq, a predicted model, not a curated record